GAUAUGAAUUAUGUGAUUACUGUAAACAAGGCAAAAUAAUUAACCCAAAUAAAAAUGGUUAUUAUUCAUAUAAUUUGCAUUUUCUUUUGGGGGAAGAAAUCAAUCUUGAAAGAAGUUGAUACUGACAUGUCCAGCGUAUCCAUGUGACUAUGCAGACAGAAUAUCAUAAACAUAAGAUGUAACUGGCAAGCAUUCAAGCAAGCAAGAGUUUGGAUUGUACUUACCUGCACACACACACACUCUCACUCUGUCUUUCUCUCUCUUUCUCUCACUCUCUUGAAUAAGAGACUUGACACUUCCGGCUUUUACAAUUAAUAAUUUCUUUUUCUAGAUAUGUUGGGAACAUGGAAGAAAGAAAUCUAACCGUCAUCAGGGAAUUUGUCCUUCUGGGACUCCCCAGCUCAGUGGAGCAGCAGCACCUCCUGUCUGUGCUCUUUCUCUGUAUGUACCUGGUCACCACCUUGGGGAACAUGUUCAUCAUCAUGACCACUGGCUUUGACUCUCACCUCCAUUCCCUUAUGUAUUUCUUCCUUAGUAACUUGGCCUUUGUUGACAUCUGUUUUACGUCGACUACUGUCCCCCGAAUGGUAGUGAGUAUCUUGACUGGCACCAAGACUAUCUCUUUUGCAGGUUGCCUCACCCAGCUCUUCUUCUUCGUUUCUUUUGUGAAUAUGGACAGCCUCCUUCUGUGUGUGAUGGCAUAUGAUAGAUAUGUGGCAAUUUGCCACCCCUUACGUUACACUGCCAUAAUGAACCUGCGCCUUUGUGUCCAGCUAGUGGCUGGACUGUGGCUUGUUACCUACCUCCACGCCCUCCUGCAUACUUCCCUAAUAGCUCAUCUGUCCUUCUGUGCCUCCAAUAUCAUCCAUCAUUUCUUCUGUGAUCUCAACCCUCUCCUACAGCUCUCUUGCUCUGAGACACUCAUGGUAAUGUAUCCAGGUAUUGGAGUUGGUGCAUAUUUAAGCAUUUCUUGUUUCAUCUGUAUUGUGAUCUCUUACAUUUAUAUCUUCUCCACUGUGCUGAAGAUUCCUACCACUAAAAGUCAGUCAAAAGCUUUUUCCACAUGCCUUCCUCAUCUCAUUAUUUUCACAGUUUUUAUCAUAACUGCUUUUUUUGUUUAUUUGAAGCCACCCUCAAAUACACCAUCUGUUACUGACAGGCUGCUUUCUGUGAUCUACACUGUGAUACCUCCAGUAUUUAACCCUGUAUUCUACAACCUGCAGAACAAAGACAUGAAACAUGCUCUAAUAAGGUUGUUGCGAAAAAUAUAUAGUCAGGAAGCUUACUUCAUUUAAUACCUUCAAGUUCUGUCAAUGAGUGCCUUACAGAUCACAAGAAACUUUCCUUAUUUUUAACUUGGGAAAUACCAGAGAAAAGAAAGCAACAUACUCACAUAUUUUUCCCUGAAGAAAUAAAUACUCAAGAGCCUAACUCACUAUUUCUAAGGUCAGUUAAUUGCAUUACAUCAGGAUAACACAUAGUGUUAUGGUAAUUAUUUGGUGUUCUUCUACGACAAAGCAUUUCUGCCUUUGUAUUAUAGCUUUCUGAAAGAUUUGGUUCUGUUUAACAUGAUGCUUUCAUCUUUGGUCUCUUAAUAACCCAUUUUUUUCUAUUUUAUUCACUGAGAACAAAUAAAAAAUGCUGAGGUGAUUCAAUGAGUACAGUAUAAUGCAUUUGCACUACCCGGAUAAAAUUCACACACGACUCCCCUGAGAAUCUAGCUAGUGCUGAGCAAGAACAAUAGUAGGCAAAAAUAACACAGUUAGCUAAGGCCAUUUUAGAGGUGUGCCCAUAUCUGUAAACAGUCCUCAGGACACCGAAAGCAGAGGUAAAAGGAUAUGUUUGAGCCAAGCUCUCCAAGACAAAUGGUGGUCACCCAGGUAAAUAGUAUUUCCAGACAAAGACCAGGCAGAGUUCUGAAAGUCUAAGAAUUGUGUGUGCCUAUGUGUCUGUAAUUCAGAAAGGCCUUUACCUCUCCCUGUAUAAAGAAUAAUGCUUUACAUCUGAUUCUGAAAAGAAGCUUGGAAAUGUGUUAAAAGUUUUGCACAAGUCAUUCAGUUGUGAUUUUGGUUUAACCACUAGUGUCUACAAAUGUGAAACCUUUUUCUUUACCUUCUAUAUAAUCUACCUAGAGAAUCUGUGUCUUAUUAGAAUAACUUUCUGAAUUUUAUAUUGACUUUAUUCUUAUUUAUCUAAGAAAAAUAUACAAAGAUUCCUAAGAUUGUUUUCGAUCAUAUUAUGCUCCUUUUUAAAUCAUGUUGCUAAUGCUUUAUUGUUCCUUGAAUUAACUAGAUGGCCAGAUAUUCAUUUUUAAUCACAUGUUAUCUUAUUUAUUCAUGUCCCCAAAUAUCCUCUGGCAACUAUGUUGAUUUUUACUAUGCCAAAACAAGAUUCUAAAAAUAUAAAUGAGGCUAAAUUAAACUUUCAUGAUAUCUCUUACACAUAAAAUUUUCUUUAAGUUUUCCCAGAGGGAAAAUCACACAAUUAUUUGUUUUUUCCCUUUAAAGAACAAAUAUAUGCUAAACAUAAAUAUAUUACUUUGAUGUGUACAUCUAACUAUUGUCAAGGUUGAGUGGGCACAGUUGUAAAAGAGAAAAGACUGUAACCCUACCCUCAGUUAAAUUUAUAUUGGUGAAAUGUUUUUGGUUUAAAUAUUUAAGAAAUUACAUACAUUUUGGAAAAUCUCUUGAGAUUUUUUUAGUGCCCUCCCUUUUGU
Messenger RNA from Sapajus apella (tufted capuchin), 2716 nucleotides. RefSeq names its product olfactory receptor 1C1. Bases 345 to 1295 code for a protein of 316 amino acids. The record is from RefSeq and is a predicted model, not a curated record. Gene Ontology annotation, molecular function: G protein-coupled receptor activity; olfactory receptor activity. NCBI's taxonomy places the organism in Eukaryota, Metazoa, Chordata, Mammalia, Primates, Cebidae. The transcript is spliced from 2 exons. Gene Ontology annotation, biological process: G protein-coupled receptor signaling pathway. Gene Ontology annotation, cellular component: membrane.